UUCGUCAGUUUCGUCAAUUCGCCUUUGUGUUUCUUGCGUGCAGACGUUUUUCCUCGAGCUCGUAGCUUUCCCAAUUCAAAAAAGAAAAUAAACUGAAAGAAGCGUUGCUUAAAUAUAUUGAAUACAUUUUAAAUCGAAACGAACGGUGUGCGUGUUUAAAAAGCAGGGACGCCGCCGCCAUUACCAAAUGCAGCCAAUUACAGUGAAUCCCGGGCAAUGGAAGUUGGCAAUGCAGUCGCUCAGUACAACAAACAGAAUAAUGGCCGCGCACAAAUAACAUUAGCACAAAAAAAAAAGUAGCCACAGUGAAACACCGUCACCACCACAACCACAGCACCAAAAUACACACAAAACACUCGAAAAUAAAAUACAACAAAUCAGUUCAGUCACUCGCUUUUAGUUCCAACCACAAAAACCAAACCCAAAAAAAGUGAGAAAAUAUUCAACAAAACAAUAAGCAACAAAAACGCUAAAACAAAAAACAUUUCAACUAAAACAGUAGACAGACAUAUUCAAGUUCCAUCAUGUUCAACUUCCACAAACCGCGCGUCUAUCGCUCCACCGACGGCUGCUGCAUUUGCCGGGCCAAAUCAAGCAGCUCCCGCUUCACAGCCUCGCGAAAGUACGAGAAGGAGUCGAUGCAGUGCUUCAAUCUUCAUGAGCCGCGCAACGGCGAGAUCUGCAAUGCCUGUGUGCUCCUGGUCAAGCGCUACAAGCGUCUGCCGGUGGGCAGCAAACGUCACUGGGGUCAUGUUGUGGAUGCCCGUGCCGGGCCUGGAACCAAGUCGCUGGCCAAGCAGAAGAAGCGCGACAAUGCCGAGGCAGCGGCAGCAGCGGCUGCUGCAGAGGUUAAGAGCGUGAAUAGCUCAUUUCUGCCGGAGAAGUUUGCUAAAAUCUUCAAGAAGAAAAGCAAGGGCAAAAUCACAGCAGCAGCAGCAGCAGCACCAGUUACCAGUGCUAUCAACCGACCCAGCAGCACUUCACCCACCUCUGAGCACAAUCCUAGCGAUUCCAAUGAGAGCUACGACGAUGACAUGCAGCUAACAAGAGGCGGAGGCGAAGGCGGUUCGUAUCAAACGCGCAAGCGUACGGCAGCCGCUGCCUUGGCCAUGGAUGUUGUUAAACGUCCCAAGCUCACGGGCAGCAAGCGACGCCGCCAAUUGCCACCGAAAAAGGAUCGUCGGGCCGUUGAUAAUGUGCCCUUUUUCGAGGAGAACGAUCUAGUGCGCUUGGAGGUCUGCUGCGGUGUUGUCUUUCAGAGCCUGUCCCUUGGCAGCUGUUGCUACAUCAUUGAUCCGGAGCUGUAUAAGCCCUGCGAGAAGCAUCAACGUUUACGGCAGCAGCAACAUCAGCUGCAGGUGCAGCAUCAACAGGAGAUGCAGCAGGAGAAGGAGAAGGAAAAGCUGGCCACUAACCCACCCACUCAAGUUCAAAGCCAGGCGGCCAAAAUGGGGCCGCUGAAGAAGCACCAUCUGUUCUUUAAGCGACAAUCGGAGUCAUUCCCACAAGGGGAUGUUGUCCAUAGAAUAAGUCCAAUUCCAUUGAGCAAGACUGAAGCAAACAGCAGCCACCAUACAACACAGAAGCCACAACAACAUUCCAAUUUGUCGCUGAUCCUCAAGCCCACAGUAGCUGCCUCUUCCUCACUGCCAACAGCGGCAGGAGUGGUAUCUGUGGGCGCUGCCUCGCCCUCAUUUUCCUCAUCCUCGUCCAACUGUUCCACCUCAUCCUCGGUGGCCACCAAGUUCAAUGACAACUCCUCGGACUCGGGUUUCGAUGAGCAUGUGCUGGAGCGCAAGUCUGUCAGUCCACCAACGCAGGAUGAAUGGAAGUUAAGAGGCACUGCAGCGGGCGGCAUGCAGUUGAUCCUAGCCAGCGGCCUGCCCAUUACUGGACAGUCGCAAAAUCUGGUGCUGGCGGGUAAUGAGUUUACGGCCAGGAUUGUGCAGCAGCGACAGCAGGAAACAGCAGCAGCUGGAACAGCGCCUCCACUCAAAAUCAAUGUGGUGCCCGGUGGCGGAUCUCAGGGUAAUAGCAAUAAAUUGCGUGCAAUAUUCAAUAGCGCCAACAACAGCAGCAGCAUUCAGCAUGAGAACGGUGUGACCACCAUACUGCCGGCCUCAUCGCUGGCGGCCAGCAAUCAAACGGCGGCAAUGAAUGCCAUAGCGCCCAGUACGGUGACCAUAACGCCCUCGUCUGUGGUGGGCAAGAAGGUAACGGCUGUGGCCAAUCCCAAGUUUAUAUUGCUCAAGCCGGCCAAAUUUGUGGGCCAAACAGUGCCACCUCCUCCGCCAGAAGCCAAAAUUGUUUAAAGAGAGAGAGAGGGAAAUGAAAACGAAAGAGAGGGAAAGAGAAGCCUAGCGUCUCGCAAGGAGCAGGUUCAUAGGGUAUUCCAAAACCACCUGCUUAAAUUGUUGAUUAUGUACACACACACCCCUCUUAAAUUUUUUUUAGAUUAUUUACUAUUUUGUUUAAUUUUUUUAUUUGAUAAAUCUCUGCUCCCUUAUGUAUUUAUUCUAAGUUUCUAAAAUUGUACAUAAAAUUACCUUUUAAUUCAUUUUUUUACACAUUUACACUCUCCUACAAAAUAUUACUUUUGUAUGAAUACUCAGCCGUAGCAGCUCUCCAUAUCAUGUUAGCAAUAUAUAUACGUACAUACAUAUAUAUAUUUAAUUUUAAAUUUUGAGAAAAAUCGAAAACCGAAAACCUUACCCUAGACAUUAGUUUAUGUACAUACGAUUUAAGCCAGCCUAACGACUUGUUUUUGUCCAGCAGCACUCUUAUCUAUAUAUAUAUAUCUCGUCUAUAUAUACCCCACAUCCUCUGCGAUUCUCGAGCAGGCUAAACACAAAACGGAAGACGGAGAAAAGCAUUUUGAAAGCGAUCAAUCGCUGUAGUUGGACGUGUAGAGUAGUGCAGUGCCCUAGUAGUCUGUAGUUAAAACACACACACACGCUCGAUCUUGAACACACGCUUGAUCCUGCACACACACGCUUGAUCCUGCACUCCACACCGAUAUCGAUCCACGGAUCACAGCCAGGCGUUGGAGUGGAAGGAGGCCAGCGAUGGAACCACCCGGUAAACACACAAAGUAUAGCCUUAGGAGAAUGCCUAAAAAGCAAACAAAGCAAAAAACAAAAAAAAACCCAUUAAGUGUGUGUUGAAAGAGCAAUGUUUUUUAAAUUUAAAUAAAAGUCAACUUUUUGAAAAUAAA
Messenger RNA from Drosophila kikkawai, 3214 nucleotides. RefSeq lists its product as uncharacterized. NCBI's taxonomy places the organism in Eukaryota, Metazoa, Arthropoda, Insecta, Diptera, Drosophilidae. Gene Ontology annotation, cellular component: Sin3-type complex. Gene Ontology annotation, biological process: negative regulation of cell migration. The record is from RefSeq and is a predicted model, not a curated record.